AUGAAGCGAUACUGGUUACUGAAAACAGAGCCAAGCGAGUGGUCAUGGUCAGACCAAGAAGCGAACAACGGAAUCAGCAAAUGGGACGGCGUCAAGAACAAACAAGCCCAGAAGAAUCUCAAGUCCAUGACUUUAGGCGACCUCUGUUUCUUCUACCACUCCGGUUCAAAAUCGAGAUGCAUCGUGGGUGUGGUUGAGGUGACGCGUGAAUGGUACUCCGAUGAUGAUGAUGGAGGAGAAGGAGCGGUCGAUGUUAAAACCGUUGGAGAGAUGAGAAGAUGUGUUGAUUUGAAAGAGAUGAAAGAACACAAAGGGAUUAAGGGUUUUGUUUUGUUAAGACAGCCGAGGUUGUCUGUUGUUCCUGUUGAAGAGGAUGUUUGGGAAAGAGUUUGUGAAUUGGGAGGUGGGUUUUUCGGAGAUGGUAAGGAAGAUGGUUCAAGUAGCGAUGAAUCUUGA
Molecule: messenger RNA, 456 nt
Organism: Thlaspi arvense
Lineage: Eukaryota; Viridiplantae; Streptophyta; Magnoliopsida; Brassicales; Brassicaceae
Source: the annotation of a GenBank genome assembly